Molecule: messenger RNA, 1131 nt
Organism: Vollenhovia emeryi
Lineage: Eukaryota; Metazoa; Arthropoda; Insecta; Hymenoptera; Formicidae
Exons: 1
Coding region: 1-1131 (376 amino acids)
Cellular component (GO): extrinsic component of mitochondrial inner membrane
Source: RefSeq, a predicted model, not a curated record
AUGAUCAAGUAUUGUGGUACGGCGCAUCAGAAGCAACACUUGAAACAGCACAAACCUAUAUGUAAGGCCAUACGGGACGUGCUGCAAACCUGCAGCAUGGAAGACGUUGAUGCAACGCCAAAGGAGUACUGUGCUCAGAAGUUAAAGAUGAUUGGCAUGGUGACAGAAAAGCUAGGACGUCCUCUGGAACAGUAUGAGCUAGAUAUGAUAAGCUAUCCAGAGGAGUGCGCCGUCUGUUACAAACGGAAUGCUAACUCGCUCUGGCCUUGUCAGGAUUGCGUUGCCAGUUACUGUGAAGAUCACAAAGACGGUAUCGAGCACAGGAAUAUCUGUGCAACCUUAAGUUUAUGUUAUUAUAUAGAUCUAUUUGAUAUGAGCCAGUAUAAUUAUCCGGAUCAUUAUUCGCAACAAGUUUACAACACGAAAUCGUUUCGGGAUAUGAAGGACUUUAUAAAUGCUUACGGGGGUAUUGAGGCCGACCCAGAAAUAUCGUACGAUGUUUUGGAAGCCCGGCACUCGCAGCAUCUAACGUGCCCCUUAACAUUGUUUCAUGCCAUGCGAUUAUUAGAAUAUGUUCCAGAACGCAAAUAUCUUCAUGUCGUUCAUGUUGUAAGCGCGGGUACCACAGAGGCGAUCAGGUUCACAAUAUGGGAUGUCUUGCUACAUUUGACAGACAUGUCAUCACUGGCGAUUAUAAUUAUAGGGCCGGAAUUAGAGCAUAAAGCACCCCCUCUCAAAUAUACGUCGCAACAGAAGAAGUGGUCGAUUGAAUUUUACGAGGACUCGUACGAGAACUACGUACGUGACCCGUCGUCCUUGAGACCUGACCUGGUCGUGGCAUUUCAAACGGAUAUGUAUGAAGAGGAACUCGAUUCCCCUAAAGAAACGUGGGCAACGAUCGUACGGCUGCUGGCGAACCAAAAUUGUCCGUUCGUUUUAACGGAUUUCAAGCGAAAAAAUUUAGAAAAGAAUAUUGUAAGUAUUAACGCUAUCCUAGAUAAGGAGAUAGAAAGUCUCUAUAUCGGGGAGAAUCCGUUCGCUUGUUUAAGACCGUGUAAAAACUUCGAACCGGAGAAAGUGUUUUAUGAUAAUCAAUAUGUAGUUGUCUACAGGAGUCUCUAUCCGCAUUAA